Darwinula stevensoni is the source of this 645-nucleotide messenger RNA. NCBI's taxonomy places the organism in Eukaryota, Metazoa, Arthropoda, Ostracoda, Podocopida, Darwinulidae. The record is from the annotation of a GenBank genome assembly.
AUACAAGAGAUACAAAAAGAAAUCAUUGAAGAAUUUUUAGUUUUCGAUGAUUGGACGGGCAAAUACGAAUACAUCAUCGAUUUAGGCAAAGAACUUGCUCCUUUAAACCCUGUUUUUAAAACCGAUGGAAAUAUCGCUGCCAAUCGCAAGUUUGGCUGCAUGCCGAAAAAAAAAGAUAAUCUAUUGCAUUUCUACGCAGAUAGCGACGCCAUUAUUACCAAAGGCUUGGUUUCAUUGAUUGUGCGAAUAUUUUCGGGACACACUGCCGCAGAAAUAGUAGAUACUCCCUUAUUUUUCAUGCAAGAAAUCGGUUUACAGCAGCAUCUGUCUCCUACCAGAGCCAAUGGCCUAAUGAGCGCUGAACUCGAAAAACAAAUUAUUGUCAAACUCAAAGAGGUUUACGACCCCGAGAUUCCGGUGGAUAUCUACGAACUGGGAUUAAUUUAUUCGGUUAAAAUUGAAGCCGAGGGAAAAGUAAUCAUAGAAAUGACUUUAACAUCUCCUUCUUGCCCAGAGGCUGAGGUAAUUCCAGGUAAUGUAGAGGCCAAGGUAAAAGAACUUCCCGAAGUAACCUCAGUAGAGGUAAAAGUAACCUUUGAACCACCAUGGGAACGCGACAUGAUGAGUGAAGAAGCGAAGUUAGAA